Cladocopium goreaui is the source of this 8451-nucleotide messenger RNA. The record is from the annotation of a GenBank genome assembly. NCBI's taxonomy places the organism in Eukaryota, Dinophyceae, Suessiales, Symbiodiniaceae.
AUGGAGUUUCUUGAUGCCUUGCCGGUGUCUUCACUUGCAAGUGGUAAGUUCUGCGAGUUGGUGAUUUGUGAUUCUAUGGAAGAGCAUCAUCAUUUAGCUGAUUUUGCUGGACAAAAAGUGAUUCUUCAGUGGGUCAAUGGUUGUGCUCCGACCUUGCCCAUUGGAACCAAGAUCUCCAUUUGGGAUUUCGAUCAUGACUCUGCGAAUGGGAUUGCAACUGUCAAGGUCGAUUUCAGUAGCCACACAAGGUGGGUGGUUGCUUUGCCCCGUGAAAAAGAAAUCCAACUGAACGGUCGGUUCAUUGAACUUUGUGCUGGCCUUGGUGGUUGGUCAUGUGGACUGGGGUAUAUGAAGAUGAACACGAGGUUGCUCAUUGACAAGGAUGUGAAUGUAGCCACGGCUUGUAGCAAGUGGUUGAACCUUCCUUUGUUCAGCCUUAGUGAAGCAUACGACAUGGCUGCAGAAGGGAAAACGUUCCCAUCGUGUGUUAUCAUUGCCGACAUCUUCGACAAGAGGCUGUGGACGGUAAUUGGAUUGAUUGGUCCUGACUUUGGCCUUGUCUCUGCUCCAAGUGAGCCUUGGAGUAGGGCCGGGCGUGGUUCAGGGCUAUCUUCAGUAGAUGGGAAGCUGAUGGUUUUCAUCCCAGAAAUGGCACAGAAAACAGGUAUCAGAUGUUUGGUUGCUGAAAAUGUGGCAGGGAUUGCUAGCCAUUCCCACUACAAGGCCAUGGUGCAUUCAGCCAAAAGAUGUGGAAUGCCAAUCCGGUUCACUUCCAUUGAUGAUUGCUUCCCAGUUAUUCCAGUGCGAGGAGAUAGGUGGCUUGCUACCUUUCUCACAGCGGAGAUCCAAAUUCCCAUGUACCUAUUGGAGUGGAUUUCCAAAGUGAACUUUCCGAAGGUGCAUCCGAAGGACUCCAGCAUUGGAAAUCGGGAUUGUAUCUUCCUCGACAUGAAUGACGAGGAAAGGCAAGAGCUUGUGCCUGAUCAUACAGCAAUGUUGGAAUUGUCCAAUGCCAAGUACUUGCCAUGCUGGUUGUUUGAGGAUGGUAAGGCGGCUUUGGAGUGUCGCGCGCUAGGACCUCAUGAUAUCUUGUCAGACUUGAUGACUAUGUGUGGUCGUCAGCAUUUGUCUGCCGAUGAUUUGCUGUUGCACAAGGGACUUCUCACCACUUUGAUCCGAGAUCAUGAUGGUGUCAGGUACGUUAGUCCAUUUGAGUGGAUGGCCGCACUUGGGUGGCCAUGCUCACUCCAUUUGCCAAGGGAGAUCGAGGCUGCCUGGACGGCUGCGGGCAACUCCAUCUCCAUCCCUCAUGUGAUUCUGGCUUUGUUCAAAACACACGCUUGUCUGCAAGAUCGAUCUCCUUGGGGAGCAAAGAUUUUUAACCUGCGUGAGCUGAUGAACAUCGCGCUUCACUAUCGAAUCAAAGUUUCCAAAGUGAAACAAGUGUGUGGAGAGUCCACCAGGUGGCUCCAGUCAGAUGAUGUACAUAGCUCGGUAGUACAGGUCGGUUCACCUCCAUCCCCAGGUUGUGAUCCUUUUUGUUUGGGUGGCUUUAGAGGUUUGAGUGUUUGUCCUGUUUCCGAGUCUGUGUCCGGAACAUGCACCUUAGGUCCACUGCAGGGUUUGCAUCCGACGGCAUGCGUGAAACCAGAUGAUGAACAUGCCCCUCCCCAUGGAGGUGUACCGAUCCCGAGUGCAGAGUCCUUGCUCAAUGCAUCCGCCGUAGGUCCACAGGGUUUGCAUCCGACGGCAUCCGUGACAGCUGAAGAUGAGCAUGCCCCUCCCCAUGGAGGUGUACCGAUCCCGAGUGCGGAGUCCUUGCCCAAUGCAUCCGCCGUAGGUCCACAGGGUUUGCAUCCGACGGCAUCCGUGACAGCUGAAGAUGAGCAUGCCCCUCCCCAUGGAGGUGUACCGAUCCCGAUUGCAGAGUCCUUGCUCAAUGCAUCCGCCGUAGGUCCACAGGGUUUGCAUCCGACGGCAUCCGUGACAGCUGAAGAUGAGCAUGCCCCUCCCCAUGGAGGUGUACCGAUCCCGAGUGCAGAGUCCUUGCUCAAUGCAUCCGCCGUAGGUCCACAGGGUUUGCAUCCGACGGCAUCCGUGACAGCUGAAGAUGAGCAUGCCCCUCCCCAUGGAGGUGUACCGAUCCCGAGUGCAGAGUCCUUGCUCAAUGCAUCCGCAGUAGGUCCACAGGGUUUGCAUCCGACGGCAUCCGUGACAGCUGAAGAUGAGCAUGCCCCUCCCCAUGGAGGUGUACCGAUCCCGAGUGCAGAGUCCUUGCUCAAUGCAUUCGCCGUAGGUCCACAGGGUUUGCAUCCGACGGCAUCCGUGACAGCUGAAGAUGAGCAUGCCCCUCCCCGUGGAGGUGUACCGAUCCCGAGUGCAGAGUCUUUGCUCAAUGCAUUCGCCGUAGGUCCACAGGGUUUGCAUCCGACGGCAUCCGUGACAGCUGCAGAUGAGCAUGCCCCUCCCCGUGGAGGUGUACCGAUCCCGAGUGCAGAGUCUUUGCUCAAUGCAUUCGCCGUAGGUCCACAGGGUUUGCAUCCGACGGCAUCCGUGACAGCUGAAGUUAAGCAUGCCCCUCCCCGUGGAGGUGUACCGAUCCCGAGUGCAGAGUCUUUGCUCAAUGCAUCCGCCGUAGGUCCACAGGGUUUGCAUCCGACGGCAUCCGUGAAACCAGAUGAUGAACAUGCCCCUCCCCAUGGAGGUGUACCGAUCCCGAGUGCAGAGUCCUUGCUCAAUGCAUCCGCCGUAGGUCCACAGGGUUUGCAUCCGACGGCAUCCGUGACAGCUGAAGAUGAGCAUGCCCCUCCCCAUGGAGGUGUACCGAUCCCGAGUGCAGAGUCCUUGCUCAAUGCAUCCGCCGUAGGUCCACAGGGUUUGCAUCCGACGGCAUCCGUGACAGCUGAAGAUGAGCAUGCCCCUCCCCAUGGAGGUGUACCGAUCCCGAGUGCAGAGUCUUUGCUCAAUGCAUUCGCCGUAGGUCCACAGGGUUUGCAUCCGACGGCACCCGUGACAGCUGAAGUUGAGCAUGCCCCUCCCCGUGGAGGUGUACCGAUCCCGAGUGCAGAGUCUUUGCUCAAUGCAUCCACCGUAGGUCCACAGGGUUUGCAUCCGACGGCAUCCGUGACAGCUGAAGAUGAGCAUGCCCCUCCCCAUGGAGGUGUACCGAUCCCGAGUGCAGAGUCUUUGCUCAAUGCAUCUGCCGUAGGUCCACAGGGUUUGCAUCCGAUGGCAUCCGCCCCUCCCCAUGGAGGUGUACCGAUCCCGAGUGCAGAGUCUUUGCUCAAUACAUCCGCCGUAGGUCCACAGAGUUUGCUUCACGCGGCAUCCGUGAAACCUGAGGAUGAGCAUGCCCCUCCCCAUGGAGGUGUACCGAUCCCGAGUGUAGAGUCUUUGCUCAAUGCAUCCGCCGUAGGUCCACAGGUUUUGCAUCCGACGGCAUCCGUGAAACCUGAAGAUGAGCAUGCCCCUCCCCAUGGAGGUGUACUACCGAUCCCGAGUGCAGAGUCCUUGCUCAAUGCAUCCGCCGUAGGUCCACAGGGUUUGCAUCCGACGGCAUCCGUGACAGCUGAAGAUGAGCAUGCCCCUCCCCAUGGAGGUGUACCAAUCCAGAGUGCGGAGUCUUUGCUCAAUGCAUCCGCUGUAGGUCCACAGAGUUUGCUUCACGCGGCAUCCGUGAAACCUGAGGGUGAGCAUGCCCCUCCACCUGGAGGUGUAUCGAUCCCGAGUGCAGAGUCCUUGCUCAAUGCGUUCGCCGUAGGUCCACAGUGUUUGCAUCCGACUGCAUCCGUGACAGCUGAAGAUGAGCAUGCCCCUCCCCAUGGAGGUGUACCGAUCCCGACUGCAGAGUCUUUGCUCAUCAAUGCAUUCGCCGUAGGUCCACAGGGUUUGCAUCCGACUGCAUCCGUGACAGCUGAAGAUGAGCAUGCCCCUCCCCAUGGAGGUGUACCGAUCCCGAGUGCAGAGUCUUUGCUCAUCAAUGGAUUCGCCGUAGGUCCACGGGGUUUGCAUCACGCGGCAUCUCUGAAACCUGAAGAUGAACAUGCCCCUCCCCAUGGAGGUGUACGGAUCCCGAGUGCAGAGUUGCUCAAUGCAUCCGCCGUAGGUCCACAGGGUUUGCUUCAUGCGGCGUCCGUGACAGCUGAAGAUGAGCAUGCCCAUGGAGGUGUACCGAUUUCGAGUGCAGAGUCUUUGCUCAAUGCAUCCGCUGUAGGUCCACAGGGUUUGCAUCUGACGGCAUCCGUGACAGCUGAAGAUGAGCAUGCACCUCCCCAUGAAGGUGUCCCGAUCCGAAAUGCUGAGGCUUCGCUCAACGCACCCGCCAAAGGUCCACAGGGUUUGCAUCCGACGGCAUCCGUGAAACCGGAAGAUGAGCAUGCCCCUCCCCAUGGAGGUGUACCGAUCCGCAAUGCUAAGCCUUUGCUCGAUGCAUCCGCUGUAGACCCAUGUGGUUUGCAUCCGACGGCACCCGGAGAACUUGAGAAUAACCAUGCCCCUCCCCAUGGAGGUGAACUGAUCCGAAAUGCUGAAUCAUUGCUCAGUGCAUCCACCGUUGGUCCCGAUGAGGUGCAUCUGACGGCAUCCGUGAAACCGGAAGAUGAACAUGCCCCUCCCCAUGGAGGUGUACCGAUCCGAAAUGCUGAGGCUUUGCAGGGUUUGCAUCCGACGGCAUCCGUGAAACCGGAAGAUGAACAUGCCCCUCCCCAUGGACCCCAUGGAGGUGUACCGAUCCCAGGCGCUGAGUCUUUGCCCAAUACAUCCGCCGUAGGUCCACAGGGUUUGCACGCGGCAUCCGUGAAACCUAAAGAUGAGCAUGCCCCUCCCGAAGGAGGUGUACCGAUCUCGAGUGCAGAGUCCUUGCUCAAUGCAUCCGCCGUAGGUCCACAUGGUUUGCAUCUGUCCGAAUCUGUGAAACCGGAAGAUGACCAUGCCCCUCCCCAUGGAGGUGAACCGUUCCGAAAUGCUGAGGCGUUGCUCAUUGCAACCACAGUAGGACAGGGUUUGCAUCUGACAGCGUCUGUGAAACCUGAAGAUGAGCAUGCCCCUCCCGAUGGAGGUGUAUCGAUCCGCAGUGCUGAAACAUUGCACAGUACACCUACCGCUGGUCCACAGGGUUUGCAUCCGACAGCAUCCGUGAAAUCUCAAGAUGAGCAUGCCCCUCCCUAUGGAGGUGUACCAACCGGAAAUGCUGAGCCUUUGCUCAAUGCAUCCGCCGUAGGUCCACAGGCAUCCGGUGUGAAUGAAGGUGACCGGGCCCCAUCUGAGGUUGCGGUGCCUACCACGUCGCCAUACAGUGAUGAGUACCCAGCAUCCGUUCGAGUUGCACGUGAUAACGAAGAUGACCCAAUGAAUGGAAUGCACGGACACGAAGGCCCUCCCACCAAGCGCAUGAAAGGAAGUCAAACACAUUGGGUCGCUUUGUCGGAAGAAACAUGGGGAUUCGCACUGUUCCCGGAAGUUGCACGUCCAUUUGAGCGAGUUGAUACUUCUGAUCCUGAUUUUGGGGCGUUGGCAUUGACAUCACUGCAGCAUUGCCCCGACAUGAAGGAAACAAUUUCCAAGUGGAUGAUGCAUGCAGUGAUUAUCACCGGUGUUGAUCGGCUUUGGCCAACCACACGUGUUGCUACCAUUGUUGAUUGCGAUAAUCAAUGGAUCAAGGUAGGCCCGGUGAAAUCAUCAUCCACAGUGCUAGAAAUUCUCAGAAGUGUCCUGCCUCAUGCAACCACGUCUGAUUUUGCACAGGUGACUGUUGAUGGAGCCAAGGUGCCCGCAAUGUCUAUCCCACCGGGAGUUGACCGAAUUCAGGUUCAGUUCAUCCCUGUCUAUUACAAGGCGUCUAUCAGCAUGGAUACUGGUGAAGAAAUCAGCAUGCCUGUCUGUGUCACAACCACUGUCAAUGACAUUUUGGCACAGUUGCAAACGCUCCGAGUGGUGCAUAUGUCAUGCGUUCAAGUGAUCCAGCAUGAAAACAUCAUUGGAUCUACUGACUAUGUAAUGAAUGGGAGUUCUCUCAAGUUUGAGGUCCUGAGAAAGGCUGAGGUAUUCCUGCCUGCCAAAUUGCCUGAAGUUGCGUUGCCGGUAGGGUUGCUAGAGCCGCCUGCUCAUGCUGACAUUGCCAGGUCGUGCAAUCAUCCUUGCAUCCGGUUGGCCAUACGGGACCCAAAGUGGUCUACAGUUAGAACCAUCGCAGUGACACGUGACACCACCAUUGCAAUGGCAUUAUCAAAACUCAUGCCUGAGGAGUUCAGAGACUCCUGCGUCCAGAUAGCUGAACCACGAGGUAUUCUCCUAGGUAGCAUGCCAGUGUAUGUUCUCUUGGGUCUCACCAACGUCGAAGUUCAACUGCAACGAAAACAUGAUAUUCCCGUGGCCACGCUGUUGGCCUUCCCUGCAACGGCAUUCGAGGAUCAGUUCCAGCUGGGAGUUGGACAGGAAAUCCCUGAUGAGUUCAAGAUCAAAAGAUGGAUUAGGUCACCCUUCCAGGUCAAAGCGUAUGAAAAAAACAUGCAGUCUUCCUCCACAUUGAUGGAAGUUGCAGCAAGAUUUUUUGCCCACUGCAGGUCAAACCAGACCUUGAUGGUGCUGAUCAACGGCCGCAUCAUUGAUCCCCGGCUUCGAGUUGCUGAAACCGCGUCCAGUGAUGUAAUCACCGUCCGAUCAUGCCCAUUAGCUGGAGGAACAAAGAACCAAGACGUGAAAAACAUGAUCAAUCAUCAGCUGAAGAGCCGAGGUGUCAAAGACUCUGAAUUGAAAGCCAGGUCUGAGAUGUUCAUUGCCAAAGCCACACCUGAGGCUCUUAGAGCCUUCAUUCCAGAGCCAUACCAACAGCAAUGGAGCAGCAUCAAGAGCCUGGCAAACAGCCUGCAGGUGCGCCUUGUCACAUCAGAAGAACUCAAGAAGUUCCAGCAAGACAAAAAAGAUGCCAAGAAAAGUGAAACAGCUUCCACAGCAAGCACGUCGAAAUCCGAUUCCAACGCCUCCUUGCGAAAGUUGAUUGACAUGCAGGAUAUCACAGUUGAUAUGUCCUUCCUUCAUGCAGAGGGUCAGGAGGUGCAUCCUUUGCCCGCCAGUGCAUUUGGUGCCGACAAGACAGGAGUUGCUGUGAUGCAUAUGUCCCAAGCCAGUGCAUAUUGCCCAGAAGCCAAGUUGUCUCCCGAACCAUUGGCAAUCGUGGCUAUUGGCUCCAAGCCUAUUGAAGGAAAGGAAAUCCAAAUGUUCCCUGCUCGCAACGGCAAAGGGGACCCAAUUCUCAUCCCAGGAUGUCUCUUCAAUUUUGGGGAGCCGGCGAUCUCCACCAAGGAUUCGGUGGCCAAUGUUGAACUUGAAGUUCAAGAUGCGAUUGUUAUUGAAUUCUGGAUUCAGCGUGCGGAAUGCAAGCUGUGGACUGAUGUCAAAACACCAUUGCUGUAUCUGGGUCAGACCAUCAAGGAUUUGAAGAACACUCAGAUCAUCGCAUCCUGGGCCAUCAAGUUCUACACAGGCCCUCGUGCAGUGGCCACCCACGCAGAUGCAAAGUAUGCCCAUGGAUUCAUCCGUGUUCUUGCAGAACAUGUUGACCAAGUCCUGGUGAAAUCCGGCCGUGAUGGUGUGUAUCUUGUGCCAAAAGGUGAUGAUCGUCGACCUCAUCAGGCUUUCACAAUCAUUCAGGUACCAAACAAAAGCUUAGAAUUGUUGGCCAUGGCUCAAAGAACACCAAAUGUCCUUGGUCUUGUGGACACCAAUUCGGGUCUCAUGCUGCGCUGCAGGCGCGAACAUUACAAUAAGGUCCGAGGUGCUGUUUUCCCUGAAAGCCCGUUGCCUGAGCAAGGUAACUAUGAGCCAGGAGAUGAACUUUGGACGUUGCGUCAUUUGGCAGCCCACACGACAGCUAGCAGCCUCACCCAAGCCCUCAAGUCACUUGGGUGGACAUCCGCAAAGGCACUCAAGCCUGUUGGGCCUAAUGCCUGGUCAAUUGCCGCGCGUGGAAGCCCACCAGCCAUGCAUGUAAAAUUGAAUGGAUCGUUUGUGGUCAUUACUCCAGUGUCCAAAACCAAGACAGGCGUCUCAGCCCAGGCCUUGCCAGUUCCGCUGAGUGCGCAAUUGUCAGGUGCAGGUGGAACACCUGUUGUGAAUCAAUCACCGCCGUCCAGAUUCAAUGAGCUCAAAUCGGAACUCAAAACACACAUUGAGUCGUUGAUUGAGGAUAAGUUGACCGAAACCAGGUCCAAUCUCCAAAAUUUGAAUGCCAAGGUUGAGACCACGUGUAGCAAUGUUGCAGCCCUGCAAAAAGCGCAAUCGGAGACUGACGGCAAGAUCGGAAGCUUAGAGAAAACAGUCCAUGAAAGCCAUCAAUCGGUAGUUGGUUCAAUGUCACAGAUGUUCCAGAAGCUUGAAGCCUCCAUGAACGACCGAUUCAACAAGAUGGAAUCGCAUGAGUCCAAGGAGCCCAAAAGACAGAAAGUCAAUGAGUGA